CACCGCUGCUAGGAUACGGUAAACUACAGACCAGUGAACCACUAAAACCAUCGAAACACAGAAAGCGACUCAAAAUCAGCUAAGAUGGAGAUUGUGUACGUGUACACAAAAAAGCGCAGUGAGUUUGGCCGCCAGUGUAACUUUUCAGACCGUCCGGCUGAGCUGCAUGUGGACAUUCUGCCUGACCCUUCCCUCGCUGCAAACUUCACUGUGAGAGAUCCAUGUAAUGUCACCAUGCAGUGCGCAGAGGAAAUGUCAGAGCAUGAGGUGAACACAGAGCGCUUUGAAUCAGAGUCACGAGGAAUAAACCAUGUGGAAGGAGGGUGGCCGAAAGAUCUCAAUCCAGAGGACGUGGAGGCGACCAUCCGCUACAGGAAGAAAGUGGAGAAGGAUGAACACUAUCAGAACACGAUUAUGCAGAUUGCUGGUCUCAUGGAACACUGUAGCAAGCAGAACAACGCCACUGACAUCUACCAGGACUUUUUUGCUGAUGAGGUUGAGGAAGAGGUGGUGGAGGAAUCAGAGGAAGAGCCAUCAGCCAAGACGAUCAAUGUCUUCAGAGACCCAAAUGAAGUGAAGCGCACAGCCACAAGUUUAUCCUGGCAUCCCGAUGGUAACCAUAAACUUGCUGUCGCCUACUCUUCCCUGGAGUUUCAGAAAGCACCCAAUGACAUGAGCUUCGACUCCUACAUAUGGGACAUUGAAAAUCACAAUAAACCUGAGAUGACCCUGAAACCUGUAUGUCCACUUGUUUGUCUGGAGUACAACCCAAAAGAUUCACACAUUCUCGUUGGGGGAGGCUACAAUGGACAAAUUGCGUACUGGGACACACGCAAAGGCAGCCAGCCAGUAGAGAUGUCCACCAUCGAACACAGCCAUAGAGAUCCUGUCUACAAAGUCAUCUGGCUGCAGUCGAAGACAGGCAUGGACAUCUUCUCAGCUUCUACAGAUGGUCAGGUGCUGUGGUGGGACAUUCGUAAGCUGAGUGAGCCCACUGAGAGACUCGUGCUGGACCCCAGUAAGAAGUGGAACCUUGAUAAUGCCCUUGGUGCAAUCUCACUGGAGUUUGAGACCACUAUGCCUACUAAGUUCAUGGUGGGCACAGAGCAGGGUCUUGUGGUUUCGUGCAAUCGCAAAGCAAAAACCCCAGCUGAGAAGAUUGUAUGCACAUACAGCGGACACCAUGGUCCCAUUUACGCCCUGCAGAGGAACCCGUUUUUUCCUAAGAACUUCCUGACCGUGGCUGACUGGACCGCACGCAUCUGGUCAGAGGACAUCAAGGAGUCCUCCAUUAUGUGGACCAAGUAUCACAUGGCCCAUCUGUUAGAUGGCUGUUGGAGUCCAGUCAGACCCUCAGUCUUCUUUACAGUAAAGAUGGACGGCACCCUGGACGUGUGGGACAUCUUGUUUAAACAGAACGACCCCACUCUCAGCCUCAAAGUUUGUGAUGAAGCCCUGUACAGCAUCCGGGUGCAAGAUAACGGCCGUUACCUGGGCUGUGGCUCUCAGCUGGGAACCACCACACUGCUGGAGAUUUCAUCAGGCCUGUUCACACUGCAGAAGAACGAGAAACCCCUGGUCUCAGAGAUGUUUGAACGCGAGACCAAGCGGGAGAAGAUUCUGGAGGCUCGGCACAGAGAGAUGCGUCUGAAGGAACGCAGCCGCUCCGAGCAGAGCCGAGAGGACGAGGGCAAAGAGGCAGAUGGGGAGGAAUGCACUGAGGAGCUGGUGGCCCGUGCAGAGACGGAGUUCUUCCACAUGUUGGAAGCCGAGAAGACGAAAGAGAGGAAUGAGGAGAAAGAAAGAGAUAUGGAGAAAGGCGUGUGUGAAGAGAAAGAUUUCCAGGAGGAGCAUGAAACUAAUGGUGUCGCUUCCUUUACAAGAAGAGAAGUCUCUCUGUAGACUGUGAACACAGAGCUGAGGCUGCUUGCAUCAACUGCUUAGACUAGUCUUAUAAGUUAGUCAUCUAUUUCUUUAUACAUUUUUCAAGCCAGUCAUAUAAAGAGGUAGAUUGGUCUGAUUUGAAUCUGAAAAGUAAGACUGAUUAGCCCAAACUAAUUACUUGUUGCAGACUAGUUCUUAAGUCUUAACUGCACUAGGUUUAU
Molecule: messenger RNA, 2105 nt
Organism: Rhinichthys klamathensis goyatoka
Lineage: Eukaryota; Metazoa; Chordata; Actinopteri; Cypriniformes; Leuciscidae
Gene: dnai2b
Product: dynein, axonemal, intermediate chain 2b
Exons: 13
Coding region: 85-1902 (605 amino acids)
Biological process (GO): cilium movement; outer dynein arm assembly
Cellular component (GO): outer dynein arm
Molecular function (GO): dynein light chain binding; dynein heavy chain binding
Source: RefSeq, a predicted model, not a curated record